AAUAUGAAAACGUCAUCUAUUAAAAGCCAACAUAAACAAUGUAAUUGUAAUGUUAUCUUCCAUUUUCAUCAACAAAUCUCUUUAAAUAACAAGUGUAUGCAAAAGUAUUAAUUACCUACGCAUUAAUAUAAUUAGUGGUGAAAAUGGCAACACUUCCACCCAGGAGAAAUCCCACACCAACAAAAAUUUCAAAACAGCAUUUAACUCCUUUACAAAUUUUACUGCAAAUGGGAUUUCCAAAACACAGAGCCGAGAAAGCACUUGCUGCUACUGGACAUAGGGGAGUGCAAUUAGCAUCAGACUGGUUAUUGGCACAUGUUAACGAUCCACUUUUAGAUGAUAAUUCUCCAAGGGAUUACAUUCUCUAUGCUUGUCCUACGGGUCCAUUCUUGCAGCAACUACAGAAUUUUUGGGAAAAGUCGUUGAAUCUAUGUGGUUGGAAUGGUGCUCACAACUAUAUUCCACAUAUAACAUUAGUGUCAUUUUUUAAGGCACCAGAUGAAGAUGCGCUACAUUUAGCACAGGGUUUGAAGUCGGUGAUGGAUCGCCAUGGUGCAACAUUGAAUGAACCACUUAAAUUAGAAACUUACACUUCUCCAAACUUUAUGGGAUUCUUUGUAGCAGAGGAACAUGCAGAUUACUUGAAAAGAAUAGCUAUGCAGUAUGUAAAAGAAGUUUCAAAUGCCAUUAUUAGUGAUACCUAUGAGCAUUUCGAUGCUCUAACAGCCUGUUUUCCUUGGUGUACCACAACUACGGCUCGUUGCAUCCCCCGGGGAAGUAGAUCAAUAAGCGUGGAACCACAUGUAAAAUCGUUGCAUUUAUCACUGGCGUACCAGUUUCCGAGCUCACAAUUUACUAAUCUAAAGUCCUUAGUUGAGGUAUUGGACCCUCAAGUGCCAUGUGAAUGGGAAAUCCGACUGUAUUCUAGAGACCCUCGUAUUAACAGUAAACAAGUACAUAAGGUAAUUCACACUUAUACUCCAACAGAAUCAGAUGAACUUGAUCUUAGAUCGGGCGACUACGUAUACAUAAGUAGCGAAGCAUUAUCUAAUUCACCCGACGGCUGGGUGGAUGGCAUAUCGUGGUUAACGGGUCUCUCAGGGUUACUACCGGAGAGUUACACUCAAAGAACUGCAGAGACGGACGCGUGGACACUACACAAGAAAAUUUCUUUGACACACAUACCUGAAGCAAAACAUUCCCCACAGAAACCCACCCAAGUACAAACGAAUAACAGUAAAGACCAUUCCGUGUUUAACAACCACGAAAUAAAAGAACCGACUUUACCUCCUGAUUUUGAAAAUUGGAUCGCUGAAGCUGAAGAGAAAGCAAGAGGUGAUGGUGAGGAGAAUUUGUAUGAAAACCUUUUAGCUAUUAAGAAAAAGAAAAAUGAGGAUGAGGAAAUGAAAGGAGCAGACCACAGAAGAAAUGUUUUGAUAAUGAGGCAUGGUGAGAGAAUAGACUUUACAUUUGGCAGUUGGUUGCCGUUUUGUUACGAUGAGGCUGGAAAUUAUAUACAGAGGGACUUAAACCUGCCAAAGACAUUACCUAGGCGGAAAGACGGACCGAAAGGGUAUUUAAGGGACUCUCCGUUGACAAAUGUGGGGGCAUUUACAGCAUCUGUGGUUGGCGAAGCAAUAUUAGAAAAAAAUUUUUCUAUAGAUGACGUGUACUGUUCUCCAUCCUUUAGGUGCAUUCAGACGUGCAGCUCAUUCCUAGAAGCAAUAAAUAAGAAAGACGAGUUGAAAAUUAAAAUAGAGCCAGGUCUAUUUGAGUGGUUAGUGUGGUAUCCGGAAAGUCUGCCAGACUGGAUGUCGGCAGAGGAAUUAAUCGCAGCCGGGUAUAAUAUAGACGAGGACUAUAAGCCAUUUGUUAGCGAAAAAGAACUGCGAGAAGCGAAAGAGACUUGCGAGCAGUUUUAUUUGAGAAGUGCUUUUGUUUCCAGAGGGGCUUUGUCUUCAACUUCUGGAAAUAUAUUGAUAGUAGGUCAUUCGGCGACCUUAGAGACUUGUUCACAUGAACUGAUUGGACGAAAACCAAGGUCAGCCACUGAAAUGACAAAAAUCAUCCAAAAAAUUCCAUACUGUGGUCUAGUCCAAUUGACAUCCGUCGAUGGAAAAUGGGAAAUUGUAGAACCACCUUCUCUUCCUCUCACACAUUCAGCCAACCAGAGAUUUGAUUGGAAGAUUUUGUUAAAUUAAUGAUUAAUGUCUACAAGUCCAUCCAUAGUAUGUUUAUCAAAUCCAAUAAUUUCCAGAAUUACCAAAGAAAGCCUGAGCUGUAUAACUUAUUUUUGCUAUAUUUUGCUGCAUAUCGUAAUAGGAGUUAAAAAUAAUAUAAUAUUCUGUUAAUUUA
This is a messenger RNA of Anoplophora glabripennis (Asian longhorned beetle), 2355 nucleotides long. It is a transcript of the gene Epp, whose product is annotated as protein UBASH3A homolog. Gene Ontology annotation, molecular function: protein binding. The transcript is spliced from 9 exons. Lineage: Eukaryota; Metazoa; Arthropoda; Insecta; Coleoptera; Cerambycidae. The record is from RefSeq and is a predicted model, not a curated record. Bases 144 to 2201 code for a protein of 685 amino acids.